GAUUGAUUGCUAGUGCUGAUUGCAGAGCGGGUGAGAGAGAGUGGGAGCGAACAUCUCGAAAUAGAAAAAGGUUGAGGAGGGCGGCGGAGGCGACCUCAGAAUUCUCACAGCAGGAAGAGGGAGACGAUGUGGAGGAGGGUUUGCUCGCAGCUCGCCCCGUGGCGAUAUGCGGCCCCAGGCGGCGCCGCCCUCCGCAACCGCGCCGCCGCCGCAUUCAUCUCCUCCUCCCCCCUCCCCCCUCCCCCUCCCCCCUCCCCCUUGCAGAAGACCACCCCUCUCUUCUCCGCCGAUUCCGGUAAUGCUUCGUUGAAGAAGAGGGUGGAGGACGUGAUGCCGAUCGCCACCGGGAACGAGCGGGAUGAGAUCGAGGCCGAGCUCGAGGGGAGGAAGAUAUUCGUUAGUAUGGAUGCGCCAGUCGGUCCGUUCGGCACCAAGGGUUGGUGCAUCAUUGGAUGAUAAUGGCAGAAACAGGGUACUAUAACUUAGUGGGUUUGCAAUUCUGACCUCUCCUGCUGAUUCCACCCGUGUUUUCAGUGCAUAAGUUAUGCCAUUUUUUUAAGAUAGGUUAUAUUAUGUUACUGUUGGAUAAGUUAAUGUUCUUUGGUAUUUUAUUUGGUUGGAUAUCGAUUUGGUAUUUGCAGUACCAUGUUAGUAUAGAAAUCUGGAAAGAUACACUUUUGAUCCCUUUAGGUCUGCAUAGUUCUUUGACAUGACCAGCUUGUUUGCCCAUCAUUUCUAACUUGUUUGUUAGCAUCUACAAAUGAGUCAAGGUUCCCCUUUGAACUUUGCCCUUAUCCCAAUGAGGGUAAUUUAAUCUGGUCUACAUUAAUGUGACCUCUUUCCUACUGCUGACGGCCAGUAUUACUGUAAUAGCGUGUUAGUUUCAGAGUAGCUAUGGUUCUCUUAUCUACAAUCCUAGAUUUUACCAUAACUCUGCUGGAUGUUGAUCAUAUAUUAU
Messenger RNA from Elaeis guineensis (African oil palm), 958 nucleotides. The record is from RefSeq and is a predicted model, not a curated record. Lineage: Eukaryota; Viridiplantae; Streptophyta; Magnoliopsida; Arecales; Arecaceae.